This is a messenger RNA of Geodia barretti, 381 nucleotides long. Lineage: Eukaryota; Metazoa; Porifera; Demospongiae; Tetractinellida; Geodiidae. The record is from the annotation of a GenBank genome assembly.
AUGCUGACGCAGGUCCGGUUCCCAAGCCCGCCGCAGCCGUGGCAAUGGGGCUUCCAGGAGGUGUGCCGCAGGGCCGGUGACUUCGCCUUGGUGGGCGCGGUAGCCAUGCUACAACUGGACGCCAACGGCGUUUGCCGGGAUAGCCGAAUCACCAUUUUCGGCGCCGGCGGCACGCCGUUGAGAAUGCGGACCGCCGAGGGCAUUUUGGAGGGUAGUCAAGUUGACGCCGGCGUUCGUCAGCAAGCGGCAGAAGCAGUCAGCCAAGCGUUGGACCCUAUUUCCGACAUCCACGCCUCCGCCGAAUACCGCAAAGACGUCGGGGGCGUCAUGGCCCGCCGCGCGCUGGAGCAAGCCUUGGCAGCGUCCCCUGUCAACCCAUGA